Messenger RNA from Sitodiplosis mosellana (orange wheat blossom midge), 4928 nucleotides. RefSeq names its product integrator complex subunit 6 (gene IntS6). The coding region runs from base 1303 to 4575 and encodes 1090 amino acids. The record is from RefSeq and is a predicted model, not a curated record. NCBI's taxonomy places the organism in Eukaryota, Metazoa, Arthropoda, Insecta, Diptera, Cecidomyiidae. Gene Ontology annotation, cellular component: integrator complex. Gene Ontology annotation, biological process: snRNA 3'-end processing. The transcript has 5 exons.
CAUGACGUUUUGACAGACACAUACACGCAUACAUGGAUUCGCUUCACUCAAGCGAUUUUCCAUCGUCUCACAUCAGUUUCAGUGUUUGAGUUUUUCAAUAAAUUUAGUUGUCGUUUGACUAUUGAAGUGUACACAGCAAACGCAGAAAUAUACGUUACAACUGUCUUUAUUUACUUGAGAAUUGCAUAGAAAUUAGCUGAAAAACUUUGGAAAAUUUGCCCAUGAAUAUCCACACAUACAAGUCUUAGUAGCAAUUUCGUAGAAUUUGUGUUCGAAAUUAUUUUUUGUUCUUCUCUGUCGUCGAAAAUUAAACAACGGUCGCUGAAAAUUUGAAUGAGCUAUAAAUAUAUAGCCGAAAGAGAGAGAGACCGAAAAAAAAGUCCUAUAAACAAAUCCGACCUAAUCGUAAGUACUCGUACACAUGAACGAACGGACGAACGGACGAACGAACGAACGCAAACCAAUUGAUGUGUCUGUGUAUACGACGUAGCAGAGUGUGUCAGUACGUUUAUCGUCUGUAGCCACGAGACUUCAAGCCGAGCAAAAUUUCAAUACGUGCACGCAACUGGGACCAUUUCAUAGUAUCAAUUAGAAAGAGAGGGAGAGAAAGCGAGAGAAAGAGAGUGAGCGCAGCGCGUAUUAGUGUGAAACCGUGGAAUAAUACAAAUCAACAAGGAAUUUUUUGUUUUGGUGGCUUCGAUGCUUCAAUGCGCUAUCGUUGCCAAUUCGCAAACACAUUCGCACAUAUUAGCGUGAUGCGCCACCGUGUUUCACGUCUCUGAAUGCACAUCUAUAUGUGUGUUUCAUCGACAAGAAGUGUUUCAUAGUUCUCUUUGCCAUUGAUUGAAUCGGUUCGUAGCGUUAAAAUCACGGAAGCGCUCAAACACUGUCAAUCCUACCGUUCACUCAAGAACGAGAACUCUCUGGCGUACGUAACGCAACCAGCAGCCAAAAGAAAAUUCAUGAUGUGGAUAAUUUCAAGUGUAUCGCAUGUGUUCCUCCAUUGAAGUAUAUUGAAAGCGAAGCAUACAUCUUUGUUUUACAUUUGAUUUACGAGUGUCGCUAAAGUUCACAUUGAGAAUUGGAUUCAUUGUUGUUGUGGUUUUUUGUUUUUUUUUUUUGGAACGAAAGAAAGUGUGUGAAUUGCAUCGAUUGGACGACGGAGCAAACAGAAACCACGUAAAACCGACAAUAACUAGGCGAUAUAACGCUGCUAAUGUUUCACAUUCGGUGUAAAACCAUUGAAACGAUUACUUGUGUUUUUGGCGUAAACAGCGUACGGUCACAGAAACAAACAACAAAAUGACAAUUAUUUUAUUUUUGAUUGACACAUCGGCGUCGAUGUGUCAGAAAGCAUAUGUAAACGGUGUACAAAAGACUUACUUGGAUAUUGCAAAAGGUGCGGUGGAAACAUUUUUAAAAUAUCGCCAGCGUUCACAGGAUUGUAUGGGCGAUCGUUAUAUGCUGUUAACAUUUGAGGAUCCACCGUGUAAUGUAAAAGCUGGAUGGAAAGAGAAUCAUUUUACGUUUAUCAAUGAAUUGAAGAAUUUACAAAGCAAUGGUCUAACGUCAAUGGGUGAAGCACUGAAGAAUGCAUUCGAUUUACUCAAUCUGAAUCGCAUGCAAUCCGGCAUUGACACGUAUGGACAAGGGCGAUGCCCAUUUUAUCUCGAGCCAUCGGUGAUUAUUGUGAUCACCGACGGUGGACGGUAUUCGUACAAGAAUGGAGUGCAUCAGGAGAUCAUAAUGAAUCAGUAUACGGGCAUGAAAUUGACGAAAGAACCAUUUCGAUGGGAUCAAAGACUAUUUUCGCUGGUACUUCGAAUGGCCGGCAAUAAAGUGGACGAACGUGUUGAAGGGAAAGUUCCACAUGACGAUUCACCAAUUGAACGAAUGUGUGAAGUGACAGGUGGACGUUCGUAUCGAAUUAAAUCACAGUACGUGCUGAACCAAUGCAUUGAAAGUUUGGUGCAAAAGGUGCAGCCGGGUGUUGUUGUGCAGUUUGAACAGUUGCUGGCCAAAGAUCUGAAAGACGGUGAAGUACAAGAUUUAGCAUUUCAAACGACGAAAAAGAUGAUCUAUGUGGCCAAGCAUCCGACGCAGAAGAAUCAAUUUCCAGUUGGUUUUUGGCCCAUACCCGAACCAUAUUGGCCGGAUCCAAAACUUGCGAAUCUACCGCCACGUGAUGCACAUCCGAAAAUUCGUAUAAUCACACCGUGCGUCGAUGAGCCGCCGAUGGUGCGUAAUUUCCCCGUUGACAAAUACGAAGUGGAAGCAAGCCCGCUUACGCUGCAGAUUCUAUCGAAACGUGAAGCGAACAAAUGCUGGCCCGUUGUUAUCUCAAAUGGCAAUUAUACGCUCGAACAACCGUUCGGAUACCUCAAAACGUGUCCACCAUUCACACAAGUAUUUUUGAUCAUUCUGCCAUACAAUUAUCCCAGUUUGCUGCCGCUGGUCAAUGAACUGUUGCACAAGUACAAUUCAUCACCGCCACCCGAUUGGACGUACAAGUUUAGUGUAUAUUUGCGUCAAACACCACCAUACUAUGCACCAUUUUUGCGUCGUGCACUCAACACCGCAAACGUCCCGUACAAUUUUCUACAAUACAUUCUGCCGGAAAAUUUAGAUAAUUAUCUCAGUCCAUCCGUGGCAAACUUUUUGAAGACCAUCAAAAAUACGGCCAAACAAGAGCAGGAGAAUAUGUGCUUGCGUGUGCUGAAGCAAUUGAAAAUGCCCAAGCCACCAUAUCAUCAAGUCGAAACGGCCAAAUUGAAUUGUGGACUAUCGUUGAAACGGGAUCUGGUCACACAUCCACAACUGCGGGAAACAUUCGUUAAAGUGCACAGCGAAAUCACUUUGUUUGAGAAUUAUACGAUUGUAGUGCCGACGGCGAAUGAACAAGGGCCGGCCAAGAAUUAUCGCAAUCCAUUCGAUAUUCCACGACACGAUCUCAUCGAUGAGAUUGCACGAAUGCGAGAGAAUUUCUACAAAAUUCCAACGUCCAAUAUAUCAAUCGCAAGCAAAGAUUUCGGCCAUUGUUUGCCUAUUUCCGAAAUGGGCAACUAUCAGGAGUAUCUGAAGAAUAAAGAGACGCCGCUGCGUGAAAUCGAACCGACCAACGUACGGCAACAUAUGUUUGGCAAUCCGUACAAGAAAGACAAACACAUGGUCAUGGUUGAUGAGGCUGAUUUGGGCGAAGUCAUAAUGAAACCCAAUGCUAAUCCGUCGUUGACCAAGAAGGCAGUCGAAGUAAUUAAUCGAAAGAGAAAACGACAACCGGGCCCAAUACGAAAAGACUUUGUGUUCCGAAGGCUGUCAACGGAUUCAUACAGCAGUGCGGUUUCGAAUGAUUCCAACAGCGAUAUGGAUGACAGUCGCUCGAUAGCCUCGGAGACAUCAUCCUUCGCGGAUAACGAUGAGAAUGAGCUGACUAUUGAUUUGGGUUUCAAUCAGCCGUCAGUGCUGGAGGAAGAUUUCAUGGUGAACGGUCACGUGCAAAGCUUCAUAAACGGUGAGAACAGUGAUGAUUCCGACGAUGUUAUAAUACAACCACAACCGCCGAUACAUACGCCAAUCAUAGUCAAUCAUCCGAUAAGUCUGCCUGCCGUGACCACCACCGCCGCCCCCGGUUUGGUGCCACCAAUUCUGAUAAAUGCACCAUACAAUAUAAAUCAACAGAUGCCUUCACCGAUCCAAAUUACCCAAGCGCCCAUACAAAUCAGCAUCAAUCAAACGUAUGCAUCACCGUUGUCACAACAAAAUGGUAGCACACCACAAGUGGUCCAAGUGGUAGCGCCUGUUCAGCCGACUCAUGCUCAAGCACACAAUGACUUAAACGAUGCGCAAGAGAUUUCGAAAAUCCUUCAGCAAUGCCAUAACGGAUCGUCAUCAAAUAGCAGCGUCAGCAACAGUAACAGUAACAGUAACAAUAUUAGCAUAAGCAAUAGUAACACAAGCAACCCAAUCUCACAUGGAAAUAGCAACAGCAGCAGCAGCAACAACAACAACACUAGCAACGGAAAUAGUGGCAUUCUAUUCGAACCAAUUUCUUCAUCGCAUUUAAAUCAGAAGACAUCAUCGUCGUCGUCGUCAUCGUCGACGUCAUCAUCAUCAAAUCGUGAUACAGCACCAAUAUACCGUGGUGAUUUUGAGCUACCACCAAAUCCAUUUGGCACAUCAAUCGUAUCUCACCUCACACACAACCAUCAUACAAACAAUCUGGACAACACGAGUUCAACACACAACAAAAAGAACGACGUUCAAAGCAAUAAUAAUUCAACCACCAACAAUAAUGUUAAGACGGAGGAUGAUCCACAAUCUCGCCUCGAGAACGAUGACGAGCUCAAGGAAACGAUACGAGAACAUAAUUUACAGGCACGAAAAAUCAUUUUCCAAGACAUUCGUCGACCCGGCCGCGAUUAUUCACAGCUGCUGGAACAUUUGGAUCUAAUCAAAGGCAACCUGGAGACCAAACUGCAAUUCAUCCAAAUGUGCAUUGAGGAAUCGCAACGAUUUCGACGGAAGAAAAUGGCCGAUUGCAUUCAGGAGUGGUUUGAUAAAUACGUCGAUCAGUGAGUGAAAUCGACUGUUGAUCGAUCAAACUCGAAUAAUUAUUCAAUUCAAUUGAAUUUGCCACGUGAUAUGAGUAUGCAUGGGAAAUGAGUUGUCGGACACAACAAUUAAAUGCAUCAUUCGUUUAAUGUAAAUACAUCUUGUUAUCGAAUGCCACCGUAAAUGGUACAUACACACACACACACACACACACAUACAUUUUUGAUCGUAUGCAAUAGUUCUACUGAAUUCUACUUUUUCUUGAAUAUCAAAUCGCCGUUAGUUUGUUUCAUAUUGUUUAAUUUUUUCUUUGGACAGGACAGAUAUGAACAAUUUACAAUUUAGCUAAAAAAGAAAACAAAAAUAGUAAAGAAAAA